Molecule: messenger RNA, 775 nt
Organism: Episyrphus balteatus (marmalade hoverfly)
Lineage: Eukaryota; Metazoa; Arthropoda; Insecta; Diptera; Syrphidae
Exons: 4
Coding region: 263-598 (111 amino acids)
Source: RefSeq, a predicted model, not a curated record
AAACCAAAAAAAAAAUAAGGAACAAAUAAUUAAAACAAGAGCCAGUCAAUUCUUUUUACAACGCAGACGCUUCGUACUCUCUUGACGGUAUUGAGUUGAGUCUUUAGUCUCGAAGUCGACUAUACGGAGAUGACAAAUACCCUACAGAAUUGGUUUUUUGUUUAUAGAUAAUUAAAUACUCUCUCCCGCCACUUCACCAACUCAAACUUUAGAGCAAUUAACUGGGUAUUGUGAUUUUUAUUUUUACAAACUUUACUCAGUUAUGCAUUGGAUAUUCUUCCAUCAGCCCGUAAUCACUCAGGAUGUAGACGAGGAAAUUUCAUCAAAUGAUUCUGAGGUUUUUAAAAAUUUAUCACGCACCAAAAAUCGUUUACUCAAAUCUAUCUCGCCGUACAAACUCAAUGACGAGGACUUUGUCGAAUUGGCUCCGCUCUUGCCGUUCUUAGUGAUCUUGACCAUACUCUUUCUUCUUCUCUUGGCUGUCAGUUUUCAACGUUGGCCUGGUCUUGUGGCGGGUAUUAUAGCCGGUUGUUUAACAUCGACAACAAUUUACUUAAUAAUGAGUACACUUUCUGGUGAUAUUCCACUGUACGAGUAGGAGGACUUGAUGGCUUGACCAUAGCCUCGGUGGCGCAGUAGGCAGCGCGUAAGUCUCAUAAUCUUAAGGUCGUGAGUUCGAGCCUCACCCGGGGCAUUAUUAUUUUGUUUGUAUUAUAAUUAGUUUUGACUUAUUAGUUAGUUUUUAGAAAUAGUUUAAUUUAAGUUUAAUAAUUUU